Messenger RNA from Episyrphus balteatus (marmalade hoverfly), 1009 nucleotides. RefSeq lists its product as uncharacterized. NCBI's taxonomy places the organism in Eukaryota, Metazoa, Arthropoda, Insecta, Diptera, Syrphidae. The record is from RefSeq and is a predicted model, not a curated record. Bases 93 to 971 code for a protein of 292 amino acids. The transcript has 2 exons. Gene Ontology annotation, molecular function: protein binding.
AACAAACAGCAAUUUCUUGAAUGAAAUCUCCUUUUUGAUUUUUUUUUUUUUUCGAAUUAAAACAUAUAACAAAUUAUCUCAUUUUAAAUAAUAUGUCCUUACCACCAGCUUUAUUAAAGCGCUUAGCUUCUCGAGGUCUUGUUAAAGGAGGCUCUGUUUCCGAUGAUUCUGGUCAAAUUGAAAGCAAAGCCGAAGAAGUUCUGGAAAAUGAAGAAAUCAUUGCCGAAGACUACGAUGAAAUUGACAUUGAAUAUCCUUCACAAUUCGAUACAUACGAACCUGAAAGAAGAAUUGAAGAGAAUUUCUGGAUUGAACGAAUGAAACUUCGCAUUGGCGAUGGAAAUCAAUCCGGGUACAAAGGAUGUCCAAAUAAAUAUAAUAUUUAUCACAAAUGUAGUCUCUUCUGUGUAACACGUUGGGGUAAUGGUAUUCUAGAACCCGAAAAAGGUUAUUUAAAGCGAAGGGCUCGACUCAAUAGAAAAUACCCACUUCCAAAAGGUUGGAAAGAACUCUAUGAUUCUGGUUGUGGAGUUUUUUACUAUUGGAAUACAGGAAAUAAUAUGGUAUCUUGGUUACCACCAACUCAUCCAAAAGCCACUAUAACCAAAAGUGCAGCUGUCUUUAGGCGGCAAUUAGAAGAAAUGGUUCCACUUGAAAGUGAUGAUGGUGCCGAUGAUAAAAUCGAUAGCGAAGGAGGCUCAAGGUCAGCAGAUCCCGACGAAACAAAUGUCAUGCCUUUGGAUGCACCGUCAUCCAAAAUCGAUCGUCUAAAGAGUGACUUUAGAAGUCAACAUGUUCUAGGACCGAAAAAACACCGAAAUCGUGAUUUAGAUAAAAUGAUUCGGCAGAAGGAAAUAAAACGCUAUCGCGAUAAGAUGUUGAGAAAAGAAAGUCACCGUGACUCACACCGCAAAGGAGAUUUGCCAAAGCCAAUGGGGGAAUAUAGCGAUAAGGGAAGUACAAGUCAAUAAUAUAAUAAAUUAAAUAAAAUAACUUGAGAAACAAUAAA